Penicillium argentinense is the source of this 759-nucleotide messenger RNA. Its product is annotated as type 1 glutamine amidotransferase. Gene Ontology annotation, cellular component: cytosol; nucleus. The coding region runs from base 1 to 759 and encodes 252 amino acids. The transcript has 3 exons. The record is from RefSeq and is a predicted model, not a curated record. NCBI's taxonomy places the organism in Eukaryota, Fungi, Ascomycota, Eurotiomycetes, Eurotiales, Aspergillaceae.
AUGCGCCCCCCUCUUCGGAUCGCCGUCCUGGAAUGCGACACCCCGCUCCCCAACAUCGACGCCCGCUACGGAGGCUACGCAGGCGUCUUCACUUCGCUACUAAAGGAGAGUGCAAAAGCUCUAGACGGUCCUGACAAAUUGGACCCGGAGAGUGACCUAGUUAUCUCGAAAUGGGACAUUGUGAACGGCGAGGAAUACCCGAAACUCGAAGACAUCGAUGCCGUGCUACUGACCGGAUCAAAACACAACUCCUUUGAAGAUAUUCCCUGGAUCCUCCGUCUGGUCGAAUUCACACAGCAAGUCCUCGCGCAGGACCGAGUGCGCAUCCUCGGAAUCUGCUUCGGACACCAAAUCAUCGGACGUGCUAUGGGCGCAAAGGUUGGACGAAGCGACCAGGGCUGGGAAAUUGCUGUCUGCGAUAUGGACUUGACCGAUAAAGGGAAAGAGUUGUUCGGCCGGGAUAAAAUCCGCAUUCAACAGAUGCACCAAGACAUCGUCUCCACCUGUCCACAGGGCGUCACUCUCCUCGGCCACUCGCCGCGCUGCGCGAUCCAAGGCAUGUAUCUGCCCCGCCGAUUCAUCAGUGUCCAAGGACACCCGGAAUUCACGGGAUGGAUGGAGACAGAGAUUAUUCAGACCAGGGCAAAGGCGGGCAUCUUCAAGGAGGAAAUGGCCCAAGACGGUCUCAGCAGAACCGACAAUGAACAUGAUGGUGUUUCGAUCGGGACGACUUUCCUGAAGUUCCUACUGGAGGAGUAA